Phytomonas sp. Hart1 is the source of this 1597-nucleotide messenger RNA. The record is from the annotation of a GenBank genome assembly. Lineage: Eukaryota; Euglenozoa; Kinetoplastea; Trypanosomatida; Trypanosomatidae.
GGUAGUUAUUUUACCAUAGUUUAUCUUACACUCAGUUUACAAGGGUUUCAAGUCAGAUCAAAUACCUUUUAUUGCAAUAAAAGGUUGCUCUUUUUGACUUAUUAUUAAACAUAUGAUGUGCAUGAACAAACUUCUCUUGUAUUUCAAAUUUGUCGUGUGAUUGAAACCAAAACUUAUUCACGUGAUAAUGACUGACUUUUAUUUAAUUCCCUUUUUUUCUUAGUAUGCGUGUAAGUAAAGGUGUACAUUAUAGGAACAAGUUUUAAAGCUACAUGGUGCUUGGUAAUAAUUAAUUCCUAGAGGAAAAAAAAUAAGUUUACACUGUGUUUUUGUAAGCUUGGAUGCGAUUUCACACUUUCUUGAAAGAAGAAACGAUUAAACAAAGAUGAUGUUAUAAAUUUCUUUUCUGUAAUCUCAUCAUUGAUGUAUUUGUUGUUUACUAAGAUUUCGUCUUUUCUAUCCUCAUCUAAACUAACAACACCAAUAAAAUAAAGAAAACCAUACCGUUUGGCUCUUUUUUUUUCUUACAAAAUUUUUACAUCAUAUCCCACCUAAAAAAUGUGCGACUCUUGCAAAAGAACCUUCACGCUACAAGAUAUUCAUGAACAACUUUCAAAGGACAAGAAUCGAUGUUUGGUUAUUAUCAAUGGCCUUGUGUGUGAUCUUACUGACUUCGUAGAUGAACACCCUGGGGGUGGGGAUAUCAUUAUCCGAAACAACGGUAAAGACGUUACGUCUGCCUUUCAGUGCUUGCACAGUCGAAAAACCCGGUUCAGAGUUAAUGACUGGGCAAUUGGAACUUUUGUAGAUUCAUUAUCUGAAUUGUCUUCACAUAAUGGCAUCUAUAAACAAUAAAAAAAAAAGAUUUAAAUUAAAAGGUGAAUAGAAAAUAUUCCUUUCAGAUGCAUGUAUUUUUGAAAGUUCUUUACUUGCCGAUAAAAACUACGUAUUUUAUGAUGUUCUCUACAAUAAAGGAAAUUAUAAGUUACAGGUUUAAAAAUCAAUUAACCAUUCAACAUCAGAUUUAUAUAUAUCAUUGCUUUAAGGGGUCAAGGAAAAUUAAGCAACAAACUAUAUCCAGUUUUCGAGGAGCAUACAAUAUUUUACAUAUUUUCACCCAUCUAUCUAUAUAUUCGAAGAAGCGAUUAGUUUUAGACGAUAAUGUAUAAUCAAAGAAAGUGUAGGAAAACCUUAAUUUAUGCAAUGCUGAUAAAUCACAAAUGGGUUUAACUUUCUGUUUUAAUUACAUCUUAAGUCUUAAAUUUCAAGAAUAGGAAAAAACAUCGUUGAAAUUGUCAUGCUAUACUUUGUGUUUUUUUAUGAUUUUGAACUCCUUGACAGAAAUAAUAAUAGACAUACAACUUUUUAAAACCCCACGAAGUCGCUUAUUUUUUAAGUCGUUCAACAAGAUGAGGGUUGGUAUGACAUUGAUUAUGAUGUAGUACACAAUAUAUCCAACAAUGUUUUUCAGAUUAGUGUUAUGGGAAUUUGUAGUUUCUUUUUAUUUAAAGGGUUAUAAAAUAUGGUCUUUUUGAAUAAGAAAAAAAUAUAUAAUAAACUCAAUAUAUGAUGAUUAUCAGCAAAUAUAAUAUCUAUA